AUUGCAGGCGCAGCCAUAUUGCGCAAUACAUAUUUAAGACUGGCAAGUGAGAACAAAAGGGAUAAGGAGAGGUCGAAUUAAAACAUUAGUACUGCCUGGUGAUAAUAGAAUCUUGGCAUGAAGCACAGGAUGAUGGAUACAGCUAUAAUUAAUUGGCUUCCUGUGAAAACUGCCUUGGUUGGAAUCAUAGUAUUUCUGUUGGUGAUGUCAUAUCUACAGCGGAAGCAGUACAAAAUGCCGCCAGGACCUCCUCAUCUGCCGAUACUGGGGCACUACUUUGCUUUCAGAAACGAUGGUCGACUGUACGCCGUCUUCAAUAAGCUCGGGAAGUCCUUUGAUGACAUUUUUACGGUUAAUUUAGGAUUUGGGCGCUCGUUAGUUGUUUUAAAAUCUGCGGAGAUUGUUCAUGAGGCCUUGGUUGAGAAGAAAGAGAUAUUUGCGGGGAGAGAUGAUGAGAGCUGGAAGUUUGAGCUUCUCACUGACGGGUUCAAAGAUUUAACUUUCGCCAGCUAUGGUCCAGUUUGGAGACUGCAGAGACAGAUGACUCUGAGGGCUCUCGGGAGCUACCUGGCGAGUGAUAAACUGGAAACAUACACGAGGUCUGCUUUUGAGGAAGUCGCCGCCUUGAUUGAAAAGGAGGCCGAGCCGUUUGAAUUAGACCUUUACAUCCGGUUACUUGUCUUUAACAUCGUCUGCAGGAUGUCGUUUGGAAAAAGGUGUAUAACUGUUGAAAUUAUAAGCUACGCAAUUGACGGUCUGGAAUUCACCUGGUUAAAGAACAAAAUUGGCGAAUUUAAUGAAAAGGUCUUGGGAGGACUAAUCCCCUCUGACGUCAUCCCUGUCUUGAAACAUUUUCCUAUCCCAUCAUCCCUCACGGCAAAGCGACUUUCGAAGGAACUGGAUGGCUUCUUCAAAGUUAAACUGGAAGAACACAAGGCAACUUUAAACACGGGUGACGCAAGAGACAUAAUGGACCAAUUUUUGCUACUGAAGGAGGAGCUGACACCUGAAAGCGAUGACAACGCCAAGGAGGCGCUUUCUGACACUAGAAUCAUGCUCACCUUAUUGGACAUAAAUUUUGCUGCAACCGUGACUACAUCCGACACGUUGAAUUGGAUGGUAAUGUACGUAGCAGAUAAUCCAAAAGUCCAGACAAAGAUUCACAAGGAGUUAGACGACUUAGAAAACAAUUUGGGCGAUCUCCGUCACUGCAGAACUAAGAUGACUUACUGCGAAGCUGUUCUAAGAGAAGUAAUGCGCAUACGCCCUGGGGCCCCAGUUGCUUUAAGACAUAAAACACGCUGUGAUACCAAAUUAGGUGGAUACGAUAUCCCAAAAGACACUCUUGUCUAUCCCAACAUAUGGGCAAUCCACCAUGACCCGAAAAACUGGGAAUCGCCGGAGACGUUCAUGCCAGAGAGGUUUUUAGACAAAGAUGGCAGCUUGAAAAAAUUGGAUAAAAAGACAUGGCUGCCGUUCGGCCGUGGCAAGAGGAAAUGUGUGGGAGAAGCACUUGCUAGGGCAGAAAUCGGGAUGAUUAUGGCAUUGUUUUUUCGUCGGUUUAGUGUUAGCUUUCCACCAGAUGUGCAACCUGACUUCGAGCCUAUGAUGUUUGAAAUACAUGACACUCCCUUUCCUCAAAAGAUAAUUGUACAAAAAAGAGAAUGACAAUUUACAUGAAAGUGUUUUUAAAUGACUCAAGCAAUAUUUGGACUGGUAUUCAAAUAUAAUUCGUGGAUCAAGAGGCGUAGAUGCCCGCAUUAAACAAAGCAUUGUUUACCUUUCGGAAGUAGGCAGACCAUAACAGAAUGUUGUAGAAAUGAAAAGAAAACAAAUUCAAUAAUUAUACAUGUAUAGUUAUAUUUGCAUAGCAUUAAGCACUGUUGGGUGUAACGAUAUUGAAAUUUUCCGUUAAUGGUACUAUGUUUUAGAUGUUAUACAAGUAGCUCAAAUAUUAAAAUACAAUAAAGCUUUUUUUU
Molecule: messenger RNA, 1979 nt
Organism: Lingula anatina
Lineage: Eukaryota; Metazoa; Brachiopoda; Lingulata; Lingulida; Lingulidae
Product: steroid 17-alpha-hydroxylase/17,20 lyase
Biological process (GO): hormone biosynthetic process; progesterone metabolic process
Molecular function (GO): steroid 17-alpha-monooxygenase activity; heme binding; iron ion binding
Source: RefSeq, a predicted model, not a curated record